Molecule: messenger RNA, 1824 nt
Organism: Raphanus sativus (radish)
Lineage: Eukaryota; Viridiplantae; Streptophyta; Magnoliopsida; Brassicales; Brassicaceae
Product: ubiquitin carboxyl-terminal hydrolase 10-like
Exons: 10
Coding region: 108-1637 (509 amino acids)
Biological process (GO): protein deubiquitination
Molecular function (GO): cysteine-type deubiquitinase activity
Source: RefSeq, a predicted model, not a curated record
CUUUCUUCUUUCUCUCUCGCGCGUAAAUACAAAUCAAGACUCCCUCUUUCAUUCUCUCUCGCGUACACUCUUGGGAUCAUCCUCAUUGAUCAGUCAUCUUUUCGAAGAUGACGAACCCUAAUUCCACAGCUUCCAAACGUCGUCUUCCCGAGGAAGAGAAACGCAUCGUUUCGGAAUUGACUACCUACUUGAGCGAAGGAGACUCGUACUUCGUCAUCUCCAAAAGGUGGUACACAAGCUGGCAGAAAUAUAUCACUGCGCCUUUAGGAGGAGCUCCUAGGCCUGGACCGAUUGACAACCGUGAUAUCAUCACAAGUGAUGAUGGUGAUCCACAACUUCGUAGAUUCCUUGUUGAAGAUGAAGACUACGUUCUUGUUCCUCAACAAGUUUGGAAAACUCUUCUUGGAUGGUAUAACGUAGGUCCUCCAAUAACAAUGAACUUGAUCUACCUCUUUUUAUCAGAUGCAAGAGACGUUAACCAUGUAACUGACAUACGUUUGGCAAAAGAGGCCUCUAUAAGGGAGCUUUAUGUGAAGGUUUGUGCUAAGACAGGGGCAUCUCUAGAAAAGGCUCGCAUCUGGAAUUACUUCAACAGGAAGAAAGUCAAACUCUUGGAUCCUUUAUCUAACGAGAGCCUUGAAGAUUCAGGUCUUGUCAUGGACCAAGAUAUUCUUCUUGAAGUUGAUGAGCUAGGUCGUGGUCGACUACCUCUGGAACGUUCAGGAUUAGUAGGACUGGUUAAUUUGGGAAACACCUGCUACAUGAAUAGCAUUCUUCAGUGUUUGGCACACACACCUCCCAUACUUCAAUACUUCUUGCGAGAUAACACUCAUCAGGGUGAGCUUGCUAAGGCGUUUGGUGAGCUGUUGAAGGAACUAUGGUCGUCAGGAAAGAAGGCAGUUACACCGAGCUUUUUCAAGACAAAACUGGAUGAAGCUGCUCCACAGUUUAGUGGUCACUAUCAACACGAUUCUCAUGAACUGCUUAUGUUCUUAUUAGCUAGGCUGCAUGAAGUCUCUGACAUAGUCAACGUCUGCCAAGGUCAAUGCAAGUCAACUCUGGUUUGUCCAGUUUGUGGAGAUACAGCAACCACUUAUGACUCCUUCACGUGCUUGUCUUUACCUUUGCCUUCAACACGUACUUGGUCAAUAUCUCUCCUUUCUUGUUUGGAGCAAUACUUAGCAGAAGAACCUCUAGGACCAGAUAACAUGUGGUUUUGUCUGCAAUGCAAAGAGAAGAGACCAGCUAACAAGAAGCUUGACCUGUGGAAGAUGCCAGAUAUUCUCGUGUUACAUUUAAAACGGUUCAAGACUAGCAAACAUUUCGUGAAGAAGAAUGAUACGUUUGUGGAUUUCCCGAUUAACGAUCUAGACUUGAGCAAGUACGUGAAAAACCAAGAGAAUGAUGAUCAGUCGUCAUACUUGUACGAGCUGUAUGCAGUGAGCAACCAUUACAUUGGAAGAAGUGUUCCUGUUCGCCACUACACUGCCUACGCUAAGCUGAUUGAUUACAACGAGUGGUAUCAUUUCAAUGACAGUUAUGUUUCGCUCGUAAAGGAACCUGCGGUCAAAAGCAAAGCGGCCUAUCUUCUGUUCUACCGAAGAGUUGGAACUGAAACAAAAAGCACAAUCAUCUGAGGAGUCGAGGACCAAUAUGAUGAAUUAGUCAUUCAAGCUUGGUGGUUCGGUUGAAGUGUUCUUCUUUGCUUCAGACUAUAUUGUUUUUAGUUGGGUGAUUAGUGGAGUCAAAUAGAUGAAGAGAUAUAGAGUUACAGGUUUGUACACAGACAGUUUUGGAUCAUUGAAUACAAGAAAAUGUUUCUCA